Antechinus flavipes (yellow-footed antechinus) is the source of this 1784-nucleotide messenger RNA. RefSeq names its product methyltransferase-like protein 22. Gene Ontology annotation, biological process: protein methylation. Gene Ontology annotation, cellular component: nucleus. NCBI's taxonomy places the organism in Eukaryota, Metazoa, Chordata, Mammalia, Dasyuromorphia, Dasyuridae. Gene Ontology annotation, molecular function: protein methyltransferase activity. The record is from RefSeq and is a predicted model, not a curated record.
UCCCCCGAAUGGUGAGCUUGAGAGCUGGCGGGUCCACUCGGACUCAGCCUCGCCCCAGCAGCUGGAUGCUCCUAUACAGAUUAAUAACAGCACUGCAUGAUGGUGGACCCAGAAGAGGAGGAAACUAUGGAAGAAAUUACAUUUAAAAGUGAUACUGUGCUGUCUGAUGUACAUCUAAACACCCCAAACAAAAGGCAUCUCAUGGUGCGCCUGAAUGCUGUUGGCCAACCUGUUUUUCUGUCACAAUUCAAACUUCUGUGGAACAAAGAUCCUUGGAAAGAUACUCAAGUUGAAGAUAAAAAACAAAAAAACAUUCAAAUAGAAAAUAAUACACUUGAUUACAGAAGUAUUCAGAAAUCUUGUGGCAAGAAUAGCAAUGGUAUAGAUUGUCUGGACAAAAAUGAAACUCAAAUUCACCCUUGUAUGAGAAUAGAAGCUCUAUUGGAUAAUGAUGGUGACUUAGAAGUGGUAAGAAGACCACGGACUUUCUCUGAGACAAAACAAAAAGAACUAUCAAGAAAUAAGAUACAUCCUAAAAUUCUAACCCAGGGAGCAGAAAGUGUCAGUGAAGAAGUUCAAGAAAAUGUCCAUCAUAGUAUGGUUAAAAUAGAGCACACCAUGGCCACCCCUCUUGAAGAUGUUGGUAAACAGGUAUGGCGUGGAGCUUUCCUUCUAGCUGACUACAUCCUGUUCCAAUGUGACCUAUUCAAAAGUUGCACUGUGCUUGAGCUUGCAGGAACUGGGAUUGCCAGCAUCAUCACAGCAACGGUUGCUAAGACUGUUUACUGCACAGAUGUGGGUGAAGAUCUCCUGGCUAUGUGUGAACGGAAUGUUACCCUAAACAGGAGCCUAACUGCAACAGCAGGAGGUGCAAUUAAAGUUAAAGAACUGAAUUGGCUGAAAGAUGACUUGUGCACUGAUCCUCAAGUUCCAUUCAGUUGGUCUGAAGAAGAAAUUUCUGACUUAUAUGCUCACACUACUAUCAUAAUGGCAGCUGAUGUUUUUUAUGAUGAUGAUCUCACAGAUGCUUUAUUUAAAACACUCUACAGAAUUACUCACAAUUUGAAAAAUGCAUGUACAAUCUACUUAUCAAUAGAGAAAAGACUAAACUUCACACUUAGACAUUUGGAUAUUACAUGUGAAGCUUACAAUCAUUUUCGAUUUUCCCUAAAUGAUCUAGAGAAACUCAGAGAUGGCAAAAUGAAGUUUAUUGUAGAGCCAAUUGAAGCUACUUUCCCCCAGUUCCUUGUUUAUGAACAUAUAGAGCAGUUGGAACUCUGGAAGAUUGUUGCUGCACCAAUAAGUUGAUCUCUCAUGUGAACAAGGCUGAAGAUAUUCCCCUAAGUCAGUUUGUUACAGUUCUUCCUAAACUGUAUUUUUAAUGAAAUCAUAAGCUACCAAACUAUUUGCUUUAGUUUAUAUAAUUAAAAAUGAUUAAUGUGCCUGAUACAAUAUAAUCACUUUUAAAUUUUUGUGAUAAUUUUUCUGCUGUAUAACACUGUUCCAUACAGCCUUAAGAGUAUUAUCUCUUUUGUAAAUUAAAUGAGAAUUAUUUAGUUGCCACCAUUUUUACUAGUCACUUGUGAAGCUUCUUGAAGACAUUGAAUCCUGCCUUUAUCUAAUUGAGAAAAUUAUCUUACUCUUUUAUGGCUCAGGUACUAUUACCAUGUACUUCAAUGGUGGCUAGACUAAUAAUAGACUUUUACUAGAAUUUUUCUCAGUAUUGCUGCUUUUGUGCUUGCCAUGUUAACAGCUUGUAUGUAUUUACAAUAAUCAACACUAAA